ACAACACAUAGAAACGGUGUUUGUACAUUUCUGCAUUGCAUUUGCAUGCCUUUCUCUCUCCUACCUCUUCGGCUCUUCUCUCUCAACACCACCAUCUUCAACCUUCAAAUAACUAACACACCAAAACAUAAAUAAAGUAUGGCAGUUGAUGAAUCAAGACAACAUCAUCUCAAUUUCUUCACAGAUUUCAACCUCACCAACCCCAACACCACAAACAAUAUAUCAGCCAUUACGACGUCGUUGAACAACGAUUCUCUCCAUUUCCCAUUCUACAACCUCAACGACGUCAUUUUCCAUCAACUUUCCGGCACCGGAAAAAUUUCUCCGGCGGUUAAAGACGACAGCGGCGUAACGUUUAACAACAGUUUCGCUCCUCCUCCGACAACGACGAAUUCUAGAAAGCGUCAAAGAGAGCAAAUCUCCUGUGUUGCGCCUACUUUGCUUACUAUGAACUCGGUUGUCAAUAACGGUGUUGUUAAUCGAGAUAAAGAUUCCGAUAUAUUUUCUUUCCUUGGCGAAGAUCUUUCGCUUCUAAUCAUGCAACAACAGUUAGAAAUCGAUCGAUUAAUCUCUCAACAUAUGGAGAAGAUGAGAAUGGGAGUAGAAGAGAGGAAGAAGCAGCAAGUACGGAGAAUAAUGGCGUCAAUUGAAGAAUCAUUAGGAGGAAGAUUGAGAGAUAAAGAAGAAGAAAUCGAUAAAAUCGGGAAAAUCAAUUGGACAUUAGAAGAAAGAGUGAAAUCACUUUGUUUAGAGAAUCAGAUUUGGAGAGAUUUGGCACAAUCUAACGAAGCAACAGCAAACGCACUACGAACAAACCUCGAGCAAGUUCUUCAACAGGUGAAAAACAAUAAUAAUAUUGUUGAUUAUCAUCAUAAUCAUGAUUUAACAGACGACGCCGUUUCAUGCUGUGGAAGUAACGGUUGCGGUGACGAUGAGAGAGAAAAUGAGAAAGAUGAUGAGCAGCAACAAUGGCGGAAAAAGAGGAGGUUGUUGUGCGAACAAGAUGAAAACGACAAUAAAAAAGGAUGGAUUUACCGCGGUAAAACUAAAGGGAAGAUUUGUAGGGAGUGUGGAGAAGGUGAAAGUAGUGUUUUACUUUUACCGUGUAGGCAUCUCUGCCUAUGUAGUUCGUGUGGGUCCAUGGUAAAUAUUUGCCCCAUCUGUAACGCUGUCAAGAAUGCCAGUGUUCAUGUUAACUUGUCGUCAUGAAUGAACAAGGUAGGAAAACAGAAAAAAGAUUAAUUAGAAAUAAGUACAUAUGUAAAUUAACUACAUUUCUAGUUCUUUCAAUUUUUUUUGGUUAUUUUUUUUUAAGAUCUUUUUUAUACAAUUGUUUUUUAAUUGAUAGUAGUAGACUAGUAGUAUCUGCCUAUCAGAUUUUGAUUUAGAUUAUAGAACAAUAUUAUUUGUUGCCUUUUA
This is a messenger RNA of Beta vulgaris subsp. vulgaris (sugar beet), 1419 nucleotides long. RefSeq names its product probable BOI-related E3 ubiquitin-protein ligase 3. Gene Ontology annotation, biological process: regulation of programmed cell death. Lineage: Eukaryota; Viridiplantae; Streptophyta; Magnoliopsida; Caryophyllales; Amaranthaceae. The coding region runs from base 139 to 1209 and encodes 356 amino acids. Gene Ontology annotation, molecular function: ubiquitin-protein transferase activity. The transcript has 2 exons. The record is from RefSeq and is a predicted model, not a curated record.